This is a messenger RNA of Melopsittacus undulatus (budgerigar), 7454 nucleotides long. It is a transcript of the gene BCL2L13, whose product is annotated as BCL2 like 13. The record is from RefSeq and is a predicted model, not a curated record. Lineage: Eukaryota; Metazoa; Chordata; Aves; Psittaciformes; Psittaculidae. The transcript has 7 exons. Gene Ontology annotation, cellular component: membrane; mitochondrion. Bases 212 to 1624 code for a protein of 470 amino acids. Gene Ontology annotation, biological process: regulation of apoptotic process; apoptotic process.
GGCAGAGCUCGCAUUGCCUCGCGCGUGCCAGCGCGCGCGCGCCCACCACCCGCGGCGGACCUACCCGGAGCGACGCCGCUCCUCGCCCGGCCUGCCCAGCCCCCCCCUCCCCGACCUGCUCCCCGCCCCGCCGCGCUCGCAGUCUUCCUUAGUUACCCGGAGAAAACCCUACGUGCCCCAUAAGAGUACUGCCACAUCACAAGCCAACCCGAUGGCGUCCUCUACUGCUGUGCCUGUAGGAUUUCACUAUGAAACAAAAUACGUAGUUCUCAGCUACCUGGGACUUUUGUCACAAGAGAAGCCACAGGAGCAUCCUCCUCCUUCAACACAAGGGACUCAACAGCAGCUUAUUGCACAACAUGCUUUGGAGAAAGAGGCUUUGGAGAAGAUUAAGAUAGAAAUUGAGGAGGAGCUAAAACAUCUUGAUGAAGAAAUCUUAGAAGCUUUUACCACUACAGGAUUUGACUGCCACACUUCCCCAGUGUUCAGUCCUGCCAACCCAGAGAGCUCAAUAGAAGACUGCCUGGCUCAUUUGGGAGAGAAAGUGUCCCAGGACCUUAAAGAACACCUGCACAAAGCACUACAGAGCUUGCUUAGCAAGCCAGUGACAUAUCAAGAAUAUCGACAGCUCACAGAAGAGACAGCUGCCCAUGCCAGUGGAUGGAAUAAGGUCUUGGUACCCCUGGUUCUGCUACAACAAUUUCUGAUGGAGUUAACCAGACGGGGCCAGGAGCCACUGAGUGCACUUGUGAACUUUGGGGUGACAUAUCUAGAAGACUAUUCAGCAGAUUAUAUCAUUCAACAAGGAGGAUGGGGGACGGUCUUUACUUUGGAAUCUGAAGAGGAAGAGUACCCUGGGCUUAUUGCAGAGGACAGCAAUGACAUCUACAUCCUGACCAGUGACAACUCGGGACAGGUGAGCCCCCCAGAGUCCCCCACGGUGACCACGUCGUGGCAGUCAGAGAGCCUGCCCGUGUCCCUGUCAGCGAGCCAGAGCUGGCACACAGAGAGCCUGCCGGUCUCCCUGGGACCUGAGUCCUGGCAGCAAGUGGCCAUGGAUCCUGAAGAAGUCAAAAGCCUGGACAGCAAUGGUGGGGGUGAAGAGAGGAGUGAGAACAACUCUUCCAACUCAGACAUCGUUCAUGUGGAGAAGGAAGAGAUUCCGGAGGGGAUUGAGGAGGCAGUGGUGGCAGCUGGUGCUGCACAGACAGUGCAGGCAGUGUUUCCAGAACCCCCUGCUCCUUCACAGGAGGUAAAACCUCCAGCUGAAAUUGCUGCUGCUCAAAAAGCACAUCCCUCCGCACUGCUGCGUGCAAAACAGGAGGAAAAGGGAAAAGCGGCUGAAGAGCUUGUUGAACCUGAAACCCCCGUACUAAGUAAACCUGUCCCAAAGUUAACCCCAUCAGAAGAAAAGGCUGCACCAGAACCUGAGAAAAUACUGCUUCCAGGGGAAAAAAAAGUAGGGAAAGAGGGCCAAUUGGAAGAAAUGGAAGAGAAGCCCUCCGCUGCAGAGAAGCCUAUCCUACUGCCGGAAGGGAAAUCUAUACUGCUGUAUGGUGGGGCUGCUGCGGUGGCCAUACUAGCUGUAGCAGUUGGAGUAGCGCUGGCGCUUAGGAAAAAGUAAGGGGGCUCUCGUGAGGAAGAGGAGGAGGAGGGGGAAGAGAGAAGAGAGCACGAUCCCAUUUUUGUAGUUGUGUUACCUAAAGGUUGAGCUGCCUGCUGUUUAACUGGACGUUUGAGUAACUUACUGGUGAUGGGGUGAGGUCGUUCAGUAAGCCUCCAGCUAUGGACAAUCAAGUUUUUAGUAGAUUUGGGGUGGGACUGGUUUUUCGUGAUUAAAGUACAGGGGUAUUUUUAAAAAACAACAAUAAAUUCUGCACAUUUAAGAACUGUGGGUGCUGAAGAAAGGGGCACUCGUACUCUAGGAACUGGAACAGAGAAUCCCCAGGGGAAGGGGAGAGCCAGCUGCUGCCAACCCCUGGAGUUUGUGGCUUCUAAGACUGACCGCUAUUGCAGCUGUGCUGUCUUGUUGUGCCCCUGAGCCCCCCCCCCAAAAAAAACAUUAGCCAACCUGAGUCGUGUAGUGAGAGGCUGGUCUCCCUUUUGUCUCGGCUUCCUCUCAGGUACAGCACUGCUCCUCGUAACCUCGCAGGUUCCUCCUAAGCCCCAGUGGGACAGUGCUUAUUCUUACCUCUUUGUUCACAGCGGUUUUGGCCACUCACAUUUACUGGAGCCCCAUCUUGUGAAGAUGCUGCCUCUUGAUAGCUGUAUUAUCUCUGAACAUCUGGGUGUUCCUGGGGAAGAGGUGCAGGACACGCUUUGGCUGCCCAGGAGGGAUGCUGCUCUUUGCUGGUUUGAGAAUCCAUUAGCUCCAUGAGUUACCAGAGGUGCAGAAUUCAUGCUGGACACAGUGCCAUUCUGAUCAGAAUUGUGGCACCAGGGUAUGUUCAGCCAAGAUACAACAAAACUACGUGGAAGCGAGGCCUCUGCAAUUCAAAGGUUAAGGGCUCUGCUGUCCUGUACCAUGCUGCAGUCUGUACUGUCUUUCCCAGGUUAAGCACAGUGUAUUUAGUCCUAACUUGGUCUUGGCUGUGACAGAAUCCUAGGUACAUAAGGCAAUGGAUUCUGGAACUCAGCAAAACAGCAUUAAACAUCUCUUCUGUCUGCCUGUUCCUGAGUUGACCUGAGUUGUGUUCAGUGUGAUUUUCUUUGCAACGCUGAACCUGUGAUUAAUGAACUUACAUGAGGAAGUUACUUUAGCAAAAAGCAGGCACUACACUUCCAGUGUGCAUGGAGGGACAUGAGUACUGCCAUACACAUUAGUUAUGUCGGGUGCACCUGUAAGCGUUCCUCUCUGCGCGUCUGUGUCUGUUCCUGUCCAUGCUGCAGCUCUGUGUGCCAGAUCUUGUGCUCUCCUGGCCAAAGCAGCAGCACAGCUCUGAGGGCUUGUGCUGGCACUGGGGCUUCAGCCAGGUGGAGGCAGGAGAGAGAGGACUCGGACUUACAGGAAGCUGACUCUUCAUGAGCACAAAGACAAGGUACUUCAUCCUGCAUAACCUUCUCUAGAGUACAUCUCCUACUGAGCCUGUUUCUUAAGUGAGCUGAGAAUGGAGUUAUUUUAGCACAUUCUGUAUUCUAGGAUAUUGUUGCUAUAUUUUCCUAUCUCCCUCUGUAUCCUGGGAUGCUGGGAAGUCAGAACCUGGCAGACUGUGGAAAUUUUUGUGUUUAAGCUUUGAUGAGUGGAUAUUUUUUGAAAGCUCACUGGAUUUUGGAAAGUGUGUGUGAAGUUGAAUAUUAAGAGGAGGGUUUGUUGCGUGUGUACUGCUGCUGUGGACUGAACUCAGGAGCUCUGGGGUCCUGGAUGCCACUGCUGAUCACUGAUUGCUCUUUAUCUACAUACACAUGACAUCAGGUCAGCCUUAAUGGAAAAAGAAGCCCUUUAUCAUGUUGCAAAGCAGAAUUGUCUCCUUUUUGCCAUUUCCUAGUACCCUGCUGGUAUUCCCACUGCUGCACUACAUGCCCAGAAUGGGUCUCUGGGAUCUCACACCACCGGUUCUGGUGUUUGCCAUCCUCGCCUCUCGUAGGACCUUCCAGGGAGAGGCUUCUUUAUGUUCCUUUUGUCACGUACAGGCACAGUGUUUACAGGUUUGCUCCACUUCCCAUGUCCCAACAGUGCUUAUCUACAGCUGACAGUCUUUGAGGGCACCUGCUUGUUCCUGUGUGGCAAGGGCUGCUUCACGACCCCUGCAUCAGGGUAGGCUGCCCCUCUCCUGAUGCUUUGCUCAUGAUGCUGGGAGAAGGGUUGUUCUUGACCCGACCUACUCAGCCUCUCCUUACAGAAGAUGCUGCACCUGCACUAGGGACACCCCCCAUGUGUAGCCAUGCAGCGGGUUACACAGAAGUAGCCAUGCAUGUGCUGAAGCAGAGAUGGAUUCUGUGGCCACAACAGACAACUUGUGUACAGACCGAUGGGGGGAACAGGGAUGGUGGUGUUUUAGCCCUUCUCUCUGCACGGUUUUCAGUAGUAGUGUGGGAGAUGGGGUCAGAACUGAGGAGUAUAAAUCCACACCAGGUAGAGAAGACAUCCCUAGUUUGUUGGCACAGGGUGUCCAGCAGGGUAUUCUUCUACACACAGGAGGAGAAGGUGGCAGCAGCAAUGAGGAAAAUAAAUUCAUUUGUUCUGUUACAUGUUUUCUUGGUGGUGCAAAAGCCUGCCACUAGAUUUAGUGGAGCAUUGGCUGCACUGUGCAUUUUGAUUACUUGGUCCUUUCUUUAUAUUCUUCUUGUUUUAGGGUCUUGUAGAUUUGACAAGUCAGCAAGAAUUUGUACCCUCUUCUUCCUCCCUUCCACAGACCACACAGUUACACAUGAUAAAGUUUCUGUCUCUUUCCUAUGGAAACACUCCAUUGACAAAAAGAGCUCAGUUACAGACCUGAAUUCUACUGAAUUUGGGUCCCUGCAGUCAGAGCUGGGAAAGGCCCUGUGGAAGUCAAAAAGCUCAGAUGACAGCAUUCUUACAGACCUGAGUGCCAGGCUGCUUGCUCUGUUAUAGGUGUGGAUUAGGUAAAGGAAGGGUUUUUCUUCUUUCCCCCCAUCUUCAAGUGUAUUGAAGUAAUCCUAAACUGCAGGGUCUAAUUACCCAGAGCCAUGUGAGACAACUUCUCUUCAGUGGCUCCCUUGCAGCUGAAGACGAAAAGCAGUAGCUCUACACUUACACUUAUGAAAGGGCAUACAGAAUUACUCUCACUUGUGUCGCUUAUCCCCUUCCCAAAAGUGCCUCAAUAUCUGUCCUUGAGUGGCCUGUACCUUAACAAAAUAUCUACCUUAGACCCAUUCUUUCUUCACUUUGUCCCUAUCUGCAGCAUACCCUAAAGCUGAGAUGCUGGAACAGCAGAGAACUGGAUCUAUGAAAAAAGUGGUAAAUACUUAAGGAACUGCAGUGCUAAACAAGAAGCUGCCAAGUGAAAGGCUUUCAAGAGAUGGUGCCACUUAAAUUCAGUUGUGCUUAACUCUAAGCUGUGCUCAUUUGGGUGCUGCUGCUAGGAGCUGGGCAAGGGCUGCCCUCAGCAAGUGCCCUGAACAGCAGGCUGGGAGCAAAGGCUGAAGCCCAGAAUCCUGUUGCACAACAGCCCAAGCUGCAGGCACAGAGCCACUGUCCACAGAGCCCAAGGUGGACUCCUGCCACCUAAAUUCCCUGAACAGCAGCAACUCCAUGCUGCAGGGCUGUAGUUGGUGCAGCAGUGUUGAUCGGCUCAGCUACAGCAAAACAGGAAUACUGCUGGGCACACAGCAUGGCAGCUUGGAAACAUCAGGUUUUGGUUCCCUUUGGGCAGGUUAGACACCAAGUAGGAGUUCUCAGGGUGGCAAUUUGGUUGCUGAAAAAUGCUGAUGGUAACUUAGAUCUAAAAACACUAACUCUGGCCCAUUGGACCAGGCCAGAGCCAAGACAGAACCACUUCUGCUGCAGCCCUCUGUCCAUUCUGCUGGAAGUCACCAGCUCCUAGCACCUUGCCAGCAGUGCAGCAGACAGUCUGUGCACCUGGGUUGGACACCAGUUUAAAGUGUGGUUGGAGAUGAAGUGCCUCUUGUUGUGGUGGUUGCAGUUGGCUGUUUCUUUCCUAACCUGCCUUCUGGAGAGCAAGUUACUGCUACAAGACUCUAGCCUUGCUGCUUGUGAGGGCUUGAGUUCUCAUCAUGGCUGGGGCUGGGCUCAAAGGCUGAUGAAAGCUGUCAUUGCAAGUGCUCCUUCACAGGGCAAGUCCUGCUGCCAGAAUCCUAGGUCCUUCCUUUCCACAUGGCUCUGAUUGCAGUGAGGUUAAUACUUUAGACUGUAUUUCACACUAAGCAAUACUUUCUAAUGGCCACCAAUGUAAAAUUUCAUUAGUACUGGACAAACUGAGGUUCUUAAGUUUGUUCUUUUUUCAGUUUAAGGCUUGUAGUAAACAAAAUAAGCUGGAGUUAUAACCCUCCCUGACAUGUAAUUUCAGCUCCGGCAGUACGGCAGUACUAGCAGAGCCCUACUGAGUUGAUCUUGCUAUUCUAGCACAAAACCUAGGAGUGCUUCUGGCAGCAUCAUCUCUCACUCACUGACGAGAGCAAGCUCAUGCUACAGAGCUACUUGAUUCUGCUGCUGUGGGGUGCCUGGAGGGAUGAUCACAGCCUGGCUGCUGUGCCAGGUCUUCCGCAUGUCUCAUGUCAGGCAUGAAACAUGCUGCAGGCCAAGUUGCCUGUAUGUGUCUUACUCCACACCAGGAACAGACACAUACAAUAGCAGUAGUGUCUACUCCAGUAGGCUGCACAACAGGAUAAAGUGGUUCCCAGUGAAAUAUGGAGAGGUGACAAAUUAUCUCCUGUGCCUAGUGAAGGCAGCAGCUGUGCAUGACUUUAAUUUGGCUUAGUCUGCUUGAGCACUGGGAAAACUGUGAGAACAGCAUUGCUUUGAUUCAGUGUACAUACCUGUGCUUCAAAGUGCAAGCUCUCUAUUGCCAUUAAAAAGAUUUAAGCCACCACUCCUUGACUCUUGGGCCCAUAUAGAGCAGAGGCUGUAGGGCUGGCUCUGGGCAGCAGCACUCAGUGUGUGUGUGACUGCUGAAGUGACCUUCCCUGACUGGUGUGCUCAGCUGGGGUACAGGAGCAGCACCAGGCUGGACAGGGUGAACCCAGGGGACCCACACCAUCACACGGCCCCAGUGCACCUCCUUAAGUUAAAUCACUUUAUCACUUUUUUCCUACUUGGAGCUGACCCUCCCUUGGUCUCUUAGGUAGACUGCCUGGCUUCCUCCAAGAAAGAGGCCUAUGGUUACACUGUAGAAGUGAGGGAGCUACAGUUAGCUUCCAGUGGAAGCUGCUUCUGAUCUCCCUGCAGUAUCUGCAGGGGAGGGAAGAAGCAGUAUUGGUUUGGACAGAACAAGCUGCAGAGGAUGCACCAUACUGCUAUUUAGGGGGCCUGUCCCCAUUUUUAACUUACAGUACAAGCUUUUAUUUGAGUGUAAAGCUAAAACCCACUCAGACCAAAACUAUGCCACUUGCUUUGUUAAGCAGCAAAGACUAAUGGGACUGACUCUGAAACAUGCAUGUUAGGGCCUAUCUCUCUUCUAGGCUUCUGGGUGUAAGCAUAGUCAUGGACUUGCAGGGAUGUCAGAUUCUAUUCUGGAGAGGCCUGCCUGGGGGGAAGAGACCCUGACUGAUCCUCAAGUCACCCAUUAUCCAAGGAACUGGUCAUUUUGUUCCUCUUUAUAUGCAAGUGCAACCCCCUUGGGGAAAACUGGCUAAAGCUUCUUGUGCCAUUUGGUUAACAAAAGUGUUUCCACCUUUAAUAGUUCUUUCCAGCUUCAUGGCUCUACAUUCAGUUUAAGUGAAGGGGUAUGUGCAUUUUUUCCCUCUGCUAAUGGGACACUGCUGUAAGACCAUGCCCCCCAGUUGCACUUUAAUAAAUGGUACAGUUUUCAAAAACC